Molecule: messenger RNA, 1764 nt
Organism: Penicilliopsis zonata CBS 506.65
Lineage: Eukaryota; Fungi; Ascomycota; Eurotiomycetes; Eurotiales; Aspergillaceae
Exons: 6
Coding region: 139-1380 (413 amino acids)
Biological process (GO): spliceosomal complex assembly; regulation of mRNA processing; protein phosphorylation
Molecular function (GO): ATP binding; protein kinase activity
Source: RefSeq, a predicted model, not a curated record
UUGAAAUAUAUUGAUGAUCAGAUUCAAUAUCUACCGACGACUAUAUUAAGCAUUAUUGAAGCAUUACUGAAGUCUACACCAUCUCCUACUCUCGUCUCGACAUUCCCAGCUCCUACUAGCCUGCUCCCAUUUCAGGAGAUGCUGGCGUCUUUUCUACGUUCCAUACCCCUUCUCAGACGAAGAUGGACGCCACUUAACUUCUCGAAUCCGAACGUCGUCCGGAUCCCUGCAAGCCAGGCAAUCGAAGAGGAGACUAUCCCAGGGUAUGCUGCAGCCCGGUACUACCCUGUUCGGAUAGGGGAGACACUGAAGAACCGAUACCAAGUCGUGGGAAAGCUCGGGUUUGGAGCCAGCUCAACUGUGUGGCUUGCACGGGACAUGGACGGCUGUCGUUAUGUUACCCUCAAGAUCUACAUCAAGUCUGCAUCAUUGGGACAGCAGCUGAAUGAUGAGCUCAAUAUAUAUAAACGCAUAGAUGGGGCCUCACAGAAACACCCAGGUCAUAAAUAUGUCCGAUCAUUACUUGACUCGUUUGAUGUUGAUGGACCCGACGACAAACACCGGUGCCUCGUGCAUCCUCCAUUAUGGGAGAGCGUGUUGGCUUUUCUUUUCCGCAAUCCAGUACAAAGACUGCCUACACCUGUUGUGGCGGUGGUGCUUCACCGUCUAUUUUUGGCUCUGGAUUAUCUACAUACAGAAUGCAACAUUAUACACACCGACAUCAAGGCCGACAAUAUUAUGUUCAGUAUCAACGAUGAUUCGGUUUUUAGUGAUUUUGAAGAGAAUGAACUUCAGGAUCCCUGCCCUAGGAAAGAGCUGGAAGAUGGAAGGAUCAUUUAUAUCUCCCGGGAACUUAGAAUGCCCAAGCAAUUAGGUCCCCCGGUGCUAUGUGACUUUGGCUCUGCUGUUCUCGGCGACGAAAAACAUUCAGAAGACAUCCAGCCAGAUAUCUAUCGAGCACCGGAGGUAAUCUUGGAGGUUCCAUGGACAUACAGCGUUGAUAUAUGGAAUGUGGGAUGCAUGAUUUGGAACAUUUUCGAAGGAGGAUCCUUAUUCACCGGCCAGGAUCCAGAAUUUCAGACUUAUCGGAGUCGAGCACACCUCGCCGAAAUGAUACGCCUUCUUGGUCCGCCGCCGCCCAGUCUUCUUGCACGAGGGAAUCUGACCUCAAAGUUCUUUUCGGAGGAAGGUACCUUCUGCGCUGGAAUCCCAGUACAAGAACACACUCCGCUCGAAGAGAGGGAGACUACUCUCCAGGGAGAAGAAAGGGAGCAGUUUCUCCGUCUCGUUCGAAAAAUGCUGCAGUGGGAGCCGGGAAAGCGGAGCUCUGCUAAGCAAUUAGAAAUGGAUGAGUGGUUACAAGCAGAAUUACACAAAUAGACAGCUGAGAGAACUCCUAUUCUAAGGUCUGACAAGCGAUAGGGCUGCGUGGUUACAUCCCCAUUGGCAAGCUGAAAUUCACAUUCUCUUGUCGACACGACCAGAUCGGAUGAGAGCUUCGUUCAAUCGAAAGCCGAUGAUAUCCUGUUGGUUCGAUAAGAAUCAAAGAGGAGCUGCUCUGGAUCAAAAGUGGUGUUCUCAGUGUCAAUCUCUACUUGUAAAAAGACCCAUGUAAAUUUAUAUAGUGGCACGUGCAUCUGAAGACAACAGCGGUCUAGGCUGCAAUCUACCUCUCGACCUCUACCUUCGUGAACUGCCAUCGUCUAAACUGGUGGAAGGUUCCAAAACAGCCUUGAAGAUCUCAUAAUCUAUACGUCAUAGCUG